Messenger RNA from Pichia kudriavzevii, 576 nucleotides. RefSeq lists its product as uncharacterized. Gene Ontology annotation, molecular function: protein binding. Gene Ontology annotation, cellular component: nucleolus; nucleus; preribosome, large subunit precursor. The record is from RefSeq and is a predicted model, not a curated record. Gene Ontology annotation, biological process: ribosomal large subunit export from nucleus; ribosome biogenesis; endonucleolytic cleavage in ITS1 to separate SSU-rRNA from 5.8S rRNA and LSU-rRNA from tricistronic rRNA transcript (SSU-rRNA, 5.8S rRNA, LSU-rRNA). The transcript has a single exon. NCBI's taxonomy places the organism in Eukaryota, Fungi, Ascomycota, Pichiomycetes, Pichiales, Pichiaceae. Bases 1 to 576 code for a protein of 191 amino acids.
AUGUCACAAGAACCAGAAAGAAAACCGGCUACUGUUGAUAAAGAAAUUCCAGUGAAUUUUGAUCUUGGUCUUCUUGCCGUUUAUGAUCCACAACCACUCGAUCAUAUCCAACUCUCAGACUCUAACAAAAGAGAGACCUACCUCAGAGACACAACCAGAGACAAUGUCCAACUUUUGGUGAACCAGGUUUUGUCUCUUCCACUACAAAAGAAGGAGACUCUUACUUUGGUCACCUUGCCAGAACCGAUCUUCAAGCUUCCUAGAGAAAAGUCUAUUCCUAAGCCUAAGGAGCCAACCAGAUGGGAGAAGUUUGCCGCUAAAAAGGGAAUCCAGAAGAAGGGUAAGGACGGAAAGCUUGUAUUUGACGAGGAAACCCAGCAAUGGGUCAACAAAUGGGGUUACAAGGGUCUCAAUAAGAAAAUCGAUGAACAAUGGGCCGUCGAAGUGCCUUCGGCUAACAGUAAUGAAGACUCUGAUUCUUUGCUAGAUCCAAGAAAGCUCCGUAGAGACGAAAGAAAAGCACUUGUCAGGAGAAACCAAGCACAACAAAAGAGAAAUAGAGAAGGUGCCAAAUAA